AUGGCAGUGGGCUGUUCCAUUGGCACCUGGCUCUUCGUUGCAUCGCUUCUUCUGGGAUGCGGGGGUUUCACAAGCCUCGGUGGAAGCUACCUUGCCUUUCCAUGCCUUGUUCUGCUACCAAUGGCAGCCUUUUUCCUCGUCUUGAUCCUGGGACAGCAGCUCGCUGGAGCAUGCGGGUUUAAGUCAGCAUCCUUGUGGAUGGACAAGCUCUGCAUUCACCAAACAGACAUGGACGAGAAGGCAGAACAGCUCGAAGCCCUUCCCAUCUUCCUUACACGCUCAGAGCGCAUGCUCAUGCUUUGGGAUGACACAUACUUCGAGCGGUUAUGGUGCAAUCUGGAACUCGCAACAUUUGCACGGCAUCGUGGCACAGAGAAGGUGGAUGUAAUGCCCCUGUGGCUGGCGCCAUGGUUGAUAAGCUCGAUCCUGGCGGAUCUUCUUGGUGCCAGCAUCUUCAUGCUAGCUGGGCCGGUCUUCCCUACUUGGCCCGAGAUGUCAAAAGUCAUCAUGGAAAUGAGCGACCGCGCCCUUGGGCAUAACCCAGCCCUGGUAUCUUUUGCAACAUGGUCCAGCGUCUGGAUGUUGGCAAGCAUCUUUUAUGUCCCGGCGAUUAUACCCUGCCUCUUCUCUUUCCGCACGAAACUCCAGAUUCACCGACACAUGUUGGACCAGAUGGCAAGUUUCGAUGUUCGAGCCGCGAAGUGCACCGUACCUGCCGAUCGCAGAGCCAUCGAGCAGCAGGUCACGGAGCUGUUUGGGGAAAAAGUUCAGAGUGAUUCGCGGCCAACCGUUGAUGAAGGUGAGGUCCGCAUUCGACACUUUCAUCUUUCUGGUCCGAGAGGAGGUGAUCCUUUAGACUAUUUCAACCAGUAUGUCCGAGGGUCUUUGCGUGAUUUCGUGAUACAGCAGAUCGGGAACGAGCUGCACGUGCCUUAUCGGGUAUGUUUGACUGCUUUCCUUCCCAUGAUCUUCUUCAGUUCCGUGAACAUCUUGGGCUGUGAGAACGUGCAAUGUGAGCGGGCUGUUCGAGCAAGCCACCUGACAUCUGUGGCGCAGUACAUGGCCGUGAUGUCCGUCUGCUGGGCGCUGUGUAUCCUCUUGACUUGUCCUCUGACCUACCCGUGCCUUCUUCGGAUGAUCAAGUUUGGCUUGGCCUAUGGCGAAGGUCCGCUGCAGCUUGCCUGCACGUUUCUUUGCUGCUUGUUGGCCUACAGUUACAGCUACUUUUGCGGAGCUUUGCUUUGGGGCUCCCUCUGUGCGCUGGUGGACCACUACUCGCCAGUUCAGCUUGUGGUUUCCAUUCUCGUCAUCACCUUCUUGGUGAUUCAGAUCAUAUGGGUUUUUGCGACUAAACAUGAUUCUCAGCACGUGCCAGCGUCAUGUCGCUGCAUCCGACGUGAAGUGGUUGCAUAUGAUGCCCUUUCACCUGUUAACUAG
Messenger RNA from Symbiodinium natans, 1437 nucleotides. The record is from the annotation of a GenBank genome assembly. Lineage: Eukaryota; Dinophyceae; Suessiales; Symbiodiniaceae.